GUGGGUCUGUGUAUGUGGAUGGUUUCUAAAGUGGAGACAUCUUUCGAACAACAGUAAUCAACAACCAUGAUGCAAGCGGAGGACACAGAAAGUCUUUCGUGGAUCAGUGAUAAGCCACCAACGACAGAUGGAACGCUUGCAACACAGCCACCGGAUGUGGUGUCCGGACCGUUCACCUCACUUCCCCUCGAUAUGACCGACACCGACGAUAUAGACGAUCGACGAUCUCCGGCAAUGAAUGGUCCCACCGACAGCAACAUCAUCGGCGGCAGCAAGAAGGAACGCAGUUUCCUGCUGAUGGACGAACAGGAACGGAUAUGUGUACGAUCGGCGGAACAAUUCUGCAAGCGGUUGUCCGUAUCACCCGACGCGAAGCUAAAAGUCGUCUCCAUCUUUGGCAACACGGGCGAUGGGAAAUCGCACACGAUGAACCAUGCGCUGUUUGGUGGGCGCGAUGUGUUCAAGACCUCCUCCGAACAGGCAUCCUGCACCAUGGGCAUAUGGGCUGCCUAUCAGCGGCAAAAGAAUGUGCUCGCUCUCGACACCGAGGGUCUGCUCGGCGAGACAGUGAACGAAAAUCGACAGAUGCGCAUGCUGCUGAAAGUGUUGGCCAUUUCGGACAUUAUCAUUUACCGUACGCGAGCCGAACGAUUGCGUACCGAUAUGUACAAAUUUCUCGGCACGGCUUCAAAAGCGUUUACGAAGUAUUUUUCCGGUGCACUGCAGGCGCUCGAUCUGCCCGGUCCUCCGCAGGCGCUCGGGCCGGCUGUAAUAAUCUUUCACGAAACGCACAAUACGGAGGUACUGAAGGAGGAUGACGAUGGCAAGAAAGAGGAGGACAUUUUACGCGAACGGUUUGCAAAACUGCGCCUAGAGCUGAGCGCCUUCAGCUCGUUGCGGUACGUUGGCGUGCGGACAACCAAACCACCGACCAACUACGAACCGUUGCGCAUGGUGUGGGAGAAGGAGAUCCGCAAUACGGCCGUCCGUUCGCCACGGCUGCCGCGCGUCGUGUUCGAAGCAUUGCUGGCACUGAACAACAAGUUCAACGGUGAUCUGAGCCCACUGCCAUUCAAUGCCUUCCCGGAGCAGUACUUUACCUGCACGACGUACUGCAAGUCAUGCGAUGCCCGCUGCCAGCUGUCGAUGGGCCAUCUCGAGCUAAAGGAAGAUCAUCGGUGCGGCGCCAGCUGCAAGUAUCAGCAUCAGCACGAGAACAAGGUGUACCUGUGCAACCGGUGCUACGUUAACGGGCGCCAGGUGGUGGUGAGUAUUAAGACGCAAAAGUCAACGGAUUCGUCGUGGAUGGGAUUGGCGCUGUACGCGUGGAGCGGGUCCGUCAUCGAGUGUCCACACUGUGGGGAAAUUUAUCGCUCCCGGCAACACUGGUACGGCAACAAGUCGCCUGAGCAGAAUGCUGUUCGCACGGAAAUUGUACACGUUUGGAACGAUGGAGGUCUGCAGCUGCAAGGACCAACCCAUUCUGCCCAGCUCGUGCUGGACGGCGUGGCCUACAUCACGGAUGCUAUGGCAAGUGUCGGUUCACAGCCGACGAAGCUUGUAAAAUCGUGGGUAACGGACAAAAUUCGUCCCGCUUACUGGCGACCAGAUAGUGAGAUUAUUCACUGUAAAGGAUGCAUCAGCAACUUUGAGCGGCUCGGUUUGAAGAAGCAUCACUGCCGUAGCUGUGGGGAAGGAUUUUGCAACCAUUGCUCCAAACACGAGAUGCCCGUGCCCAGUCGUGGCUGGAACUAUCCAGUGCGGGUUUGCAAUAGUUGCUGGAAUGAUGGACGUAACGGUGGCACGAUGGGUGCGGAUAGUGCAACAGUGAAUGGUGCAACAGCGAAUGGGAACCACGCAUCAUCCGAUCAACCAAUACGAAACUCAGAUCGUGAAAUUGAUGAGCAAGAGCUUAUUGAUGAUGCUGACCUCCUCGUGACGUCUUCUUCUGCAGGCAAUGGUAUCGACGAAGCGAACAACGUGCUAGUGCGGCGGUACGGUGAAGCCGUCAUUAACACGAUCAGCAACAUUGGAGCCGUGCUGGAAUAUCCGAAAGACUUUAUCAAGGAAUCUGCUCGUCCCUCGUACUGGGUACCGGAUGCUGAGGCACCGAACUGCUACAUCUGCGAGCUGGAGUUUGGUUCACCGGAAGAGCUAAAUACCGUUGCAGGGCUUGGUUCCAAGGUGCCAACAGCUCCACUCCCAUCGUCCGGCACAUCGACACCCCCGGCAGCAUCAUCGCCGGCAAAGCGUAUCGAGAACGGUGGCGUAACACGCACUGCACAAACCACUAAGCGAUCUUCCGCGUCGUAUCGAUCCGUCGAUCGGCGAAGGCAUCACUGCCGGGCGUGUGGGAAUGCGGUAUGUGCCGGCUGCUCGGCCAACCGUCGUCCCGUACCAAAGCGGGGCUGGUUAAGCGAUGUGCGCGUGUGUAACAGUUGCUACACGGCAGAAGAUUAGACCGAACGUUCAUCCCCGGUGUUUCCGA
This is a messenger RNA of Anopheles maculipalpis, 2488 nucleotides long. Its product is annotated as zinc finger FYVE domain-containing protein 1-like. Bases 67 to 2460 code for a protein of 797 amino acids. Gene Ontology annotation, molecular function: metal ion binding. Lineage: Eukaryota; Metazoa; Arthropoda; Insecta; Diptera; Culicidae. The transcript has 7 exons. The record is from RefSeq and is a predicted model, not a curated record.